GUGUGAUACCUUCCAACAAUUUACAUUUAAGUAGAGUGAGUCCAUUGCACGACUAAUUGUGAUGUAACGAGAAACAUCGACUUAUAACAUAUUCCUUACCAAUAUAAACAUUGUUGUUUGUUACCAUAUAAUAUAGUAAAACUUAUUAAUUUCUAACUUACUGAUAUCUUCAUUUGUAAAAUAUUGAUACAUAGAAAAAUGGAAUCAAAUAACGAUCAAUAUACUUUCGAAUUGGCGAAUGACACUCACUUAUCGGAGAUUUUAUCUUUCUUACAUGAAAAUUUCGAUAAGGAAGAGACCGUAUUGAAAAGUUUGAGAGAUAAUAAUUCGUUAACAAUGGAGGAUGAAGAAUCGAUGAGAAUCGAUCACGAGCGACUGAUACGUGCAAUUUUCGCUUUUUCACCUUGCAUCAUAGCGACAGAAAAAUCAUCGAAAAAAAUCAUCGGAAUAAACCUGAUGAUAGUUAGUAAGAAUUCAAAGUUCGAUGAUGGUGCUGAUGGGGUUUCCGCUGUCUUCAGCAACAAUCCUCCUAAAAAUGAAUUAAUGAAACGAUAUUUCAACUAUUUCGCCGAGAUCAGUGAAACGGCUGAUUUAUAUGGGAAGUUUUCAAACUCCAAGGCAGCCGUGGAAUUUUAUGCGGUCGUUGUGGAUAGAAAUUAUCGUAGACAAGGACUUUCAAGGUCACUAAUGGCUGCAGGAAUUUCUUUCGCGAAAAAUACCGUGAAAGACGUCGGAUUCAUAUUUGGUUUGUAUACGUCUCUGUAUUCGAAAAAAGCGGCGGAAAGACUUGGAUUAAAAAGCGUUAUGGACGUAGAUCUUUUGCACUACAAAGAUGAUCAUGGGCGACCUAUUUUUCAAGACACUCCGCCGCAUAAUAUCGUUUCUGUUAUGGUCUUGCAACUUAUUUAAAAUUUUCCAAAUGGCAUGUAUCGUACAAAGGAAUGUACAAAUUUAUAUUUCUGGUGAAAAAUAUAUGAGCUAAAAUUGAGUAUUCUGUAUCUUUCAGUUCUCACACGCCAUUUAAUUGUAUGAUAAUUACUGUUUCUAAAAAUGUAUUAUUAACGAAAGUAAUUAUUAAUAAAUACUGCUUUGAGGCAAA
Messenger RNA from Bombus pascuorum, 1099 nucleotides. RefSeq lists its product as uncharacterized. NCBI's taxonomy places the organism in Eukaryota, Metazoa, Arthropoda, Insecta, Hymenoptera, Apidae. The record is from RefSeq and is a predicted model, not a curated record. The transcript has a single exon. The coding region runs from base 199 to 909 and encodes 236 amino acids. Gene Ontology annotation, molecular function: N-acetyltransferase activity.